UUCUAUCGGCGUUAUCAACGCCGUCAGCAGAUUAGGGUCGCGCCUUGAGACUUGAGACGUCGCGAGUCCAUCGUGAGCCGUGAGCCGUGACGCGACACGCAACCUCUUCCCUCUUCGAACGUUCGAUAUUCCAACUGUUCUUCAAAGCCUUGUUCGCCGUGGGAGGAUCAAGAUCGGUGAACGUUCCGCGACGAAGAAAGACAGGUUCACCAGCCGCGUCAAUAGUCGCCAAGCGCUACCAGGCGCUACCAGACGCUACCAUCGUUAUCGUGUCACGUCCCUGUCAUCAUCACGAACGAGGAUAGGGACCGAGAUAUUGCGCGCGCGCGCGCGCGAGCGCGCGAGACCUGAGAGGCGUCGAAAAUCGUAAAACGGAGCAAGAACCGAGAGAGAGGGAAAGAUAUAAUAAAUAUUUCAGAAAGUUGCCAUGAAUGCCAUGUUCGGCAACGCCGUGCAAGCGAAGCUGGCGUCGAUGGUGCUGAUCGGCGCGGGCAGCUUCGUCGUCGGCAUCGCGCCCGCUUGCUUCGUCUCGCGAGCUCGCCAUCUCCAGCGGAAGCUGCUGCUCUCCUGCGCCCUGUGCUUCGGCGCCGGGGUCCUCUUAGCCACCGCGACGCUUCACGUCCUGCCGGAAGUGCGCCACGGCCUACCGGAUUACGCCGAGCUAGUAUUUUCCUGUGGCUACCUCCUACUGUAUUUGGUCGAGGAAGGCGUGCACUAUUUCUGCCGAGGCGGUCGUCACGGACCCGAGACGGCCGCGGCCGAGACGGAUUCUCGCUCUUCCAGACUUACAGAUUCCAGGAUUGCGCGCGAGCGAGGUUGUACGAACUGUCGGAAUCACUCCCAUGGUGUCGGUUACAACGCCACCGCGCAAAACAGCAAGGUCUACAUGUCCGAGGGCGACGUGAGGCUACCGCUCAACUAUCGACAAAAUCCUCUUGGUAAUGGUAAUGGCAAUGGUAAUGGUAAUAGCGCUAAUAAUGCGUGGACGUUUAGUAGUUAUGGUACGACGCGAUGCAUCGCGUGUGACUGUCAUUCGAGGUCAUUGAGUGAAGAAAACACAUUUUUGUGUCAUGGAAACCACGGCGAGCAGUGUACCGAUGCCAACACCGGUCUUGCCGGUCUCGCCCUUGCCCUCACUGUACACGCCGUCCUUGAAGGACUCGCGAUAGGAUUGCAGACGAAAAUUGCCGAGGUGUUGUUAUUAACCGGAGCGGUAGCGUCACACAAGUUUGUCGUCGGCUUUUGCUUGGGGCUGGAAUUAGCAGGAGUCAGUAAAUCAGUCCCUAGACUAGUAUUUGCGAUAUUUCUAUUCGCCAUCGGAUCUGUCAUCGGAAUCGGCAUCGGCAUGCUGACAUUUCAGGUGGAUACAGAUUGGUCAAAGGUGGCAUUGCCGAUUUUGCAAGGCCUGGCAGGUGGAACUUUGCUGUACGUUACCGUAAGCGAAGUUCUCCCGAGAGAAAGAACGAGAUGGCACAAAAGUUCGCGCAGAUUUGCAGGCAUUUUACAAUUUCUCGCGGUAGUCGUCGGAUUUGCCGUCAUCUUUCUACUUAACACGUACAUGGGCGAGUGAAUCGAUUGUUAUAUUCCAACGUUAAUUACUUAAGCACUGGAUUGUCAGAUGAAUCGCAAAUACAUACCUACUUCGAAAUCAAGUCACUUCGGGCAUGGUGCUAAGCACACCGCGUGUAUACUCUUACAAAGCUGUGUGAUGUAUGUACACCUGAUUAGGCGCUGCACCGGAACAUUAGAUACGUUGCCAAUCAAGUGUCCGACAUUUCUCUCCGAUUUCUCCGAAUCUGAGAAUACAGAAGCAUUGUAUAGAAUCUUUAUAAUUGCGCCGCAGGUCUUAUUUCUGCAAUCCUGAUAAUUUAAUAUUUUAAUAAUAAUCAAUUUGAUUGAUGUAAACAAUA
Temnothorax curvispinosus is the source of this 1910-nucleotide messenger RNA. RefSeq names its product protein zntD (gene Zip88E). The transcript is spliced from 4 exons. Lineage: Eukaryota; Metazoa; Arthropoda; Insecta; Hymenoptera; Formicidae. Gene Ontology annotation, cellular component: plasma membrane. The record is from RefSeq and is a predicted model, not a curated record. Gene Ontology annotation, biological process: zinc ion transmembrane transport. Bases 428 to 1570 code for a protein of 380 amino acids. Gene Ontology annotation, molecular function: zinc ion transmembrane transporter activity.